GCCGACUCGAUACUAGUGCUCUCGCCGAAGAAGCUAUGAGAUGACUUGUGCGUCGGUUGACCUCGUAAGCUGCUAAAUGAUCUAGGAAGUCCUCUACCUACGAUCUGGGUUGUUUGUUGCUAUAGAGGUCUGGAGAGUUGCAUUGGUUUGAGUUAGUUUUGCUUGGGGACAAGCAAACGGUUAAGUGUGGGGGAGUUUGAUAGACCGUUAGUUACACAUGUUUUCACCCCUGUUCUUACACCGUUUGAGAUGUGGUUUCUCGUGUUUUAGACUGAUUUCACGCUAGGUUGUGCUUGUUUGUGAUAUUUCAGGUCCUGGCAAGUGAAUGAAGGUUUAGGAGCGAGUUCGGGGUCGAUUGGGCGAAGAUCGGGCACGAGACAAGUCACAAAGGAGGUCGCACGGGCACACCCACAACCCACACGGCCGUGUGAGGAUGCAUUUUGGCCGCGUGGAAUUCUGCGAGAGCAAACACGGGCAGGAUGGAAAUUUCACACGGCCGUGCGACCCUGGCCGUGCAAGAAGCCUGGAAUUCAGCUAAUUGAUACGCUGCGUUUUGACUCGCACGGGCAACUGGGUGGGCCACACGGCCGUGCAGCCUGCCCGUGUGAGUCGGGAUUUUCUGCUUUUAAGCAGAUUUCCAGCCACAAGUCGAGGGGAUUCGAGUUUUAGAGAGACAGAGCGAUUCCUAGAGAGAGAAAGCGACGAACAAGAGUCUCCAAGUGCCCUAGCUUGAUGUUCAACACCAUUGGAGGCCAGUUUGAGCUUGGAGAAGUGCCGAUCAACGUCCAGGAGCAGGAAUCCAUCCUUCACAGUAUGAAUUCCGCGUCUGAUUCUGCUUUUGCUUCUUUCUCCAUGGAGUAGCUCUCCCAUUCAUCUGGGUAUGGAGAACCCUAGAUUUGUAUGUUAGGCUUUGAUUGUAUGAACCCAAGUACUGAUUCUGUGAUUUGAUUAUAUUCGAUUGAGGUUUGAAUGAUUGAAUGACUUGAAUCCUGAUCAAAUUCCUGUUGUUUCCGCUUUAACCUAGAAUGAGAAUAUCUGACUAGGUUGAUAGAGCAUCCUUGUUUGAAGGUAGGGAGUUGGUGACUUUAGUCGAGGAGCCAACUCACUAUUCUGUACCGGAUUUACUCCGGUAGUGGAGGUUUUGUUUGUUAAGGCCUCAAUCUGUUUACUCCGGUGGAGGUUAGUCGCCCGCUAGAGACUCAGAUUGAGAGGGUCUGAAGACCUUUAGUCGAUACUUCAGGCUGUUUUCUUCCGCAGUAUAACUGUCAUAGAAACUGAACUUGGUAAUUACAAUCCGGCUUAAUUGCAGUCUAGGGGGAACCAUAUCCGGGUGACCUCUCAUAACCUGAAUACAACCGUUUACUUGCUUAGUUAGUUUGUUAGUUUAGACUUGCACUAAAGUUUCAUUGCUAGAUAACAAGAAUUCACUGAGUAGUCAUCAAAUCUAGGACCCGGGUUGAUAAUUAAACUAAACCCACUAUACUACGCUUUAGGAAGUGGUUUCACUUGGCCAAUUCCUGGAGUGACAGUAGAAGUGAGUCAGUGCAGAAAGAAGUUGUGGAGGAUGACAAAAGUGAAGCAGAAUGAGUUCUUGAUCUUUUCCCAGGGGUGAUACUACAUUUUGAAGAAGGAAUGGGGGUUGAAGAAGCAAUUGGCUUUCAGGACGAGGAUGAAGUUGAGGUGGAAGAGGCUUGCACCGGCCAUGAGUUACAUGUGAUAUCUCCACCAAACUUCGAGGACCUGCUAAGCAAGGACCCAUUUGCAGUGUCUCUUUGCCAGACCAAGGCCACAUCAACAUUGGUUCUUCUUGGUGGACGCGAUGGUGGUCAAUCGGUGCUGUUAUAUCUAGUUUAGGGCAGUGAGACGUGAGAAGAGAAGAAUAGGUCUCGAGGAUGGAGACUUCAUAUGUAUCAAGUGCACGAGCCUUCAUCACCUGUCAUACCACUUGCACAUGACUUGAGACUCCACCUCAUCGACGAGAACCUCAACUUCAAAGAGGUUUUGGGGUGGACCGAAGCUUAGGAGCCAUCGUCCGGCUCACGACGUGAAAGAAGCUCUUGUUGGGAGGCAACCCAACCAGUCGGUUUGCAUUUCUUUCCCUAUUUCUCCUCGGUUGAGUCAAUUUUGUUCUUUGAUUUUAGAGCCAAUAACUCAACCUUUGUGAGAUUUUGUGUGGUGUUUGUGUUCCGACUACUCUCUCCUCCUGGAAUGCACCGCCUGCCCCGUCCACCAUCAUUCACACUUGAUCUGGUAACUUCUUUCUACCCUCCUUAUUUCCUCCAUUGUGGACAAUGUCGUGCUUAAGUGUGUGUGUGGGGGGGGUGUUCGAUUAUAUAUGCGUGUGAAUGUUUGGCUGUAUGUGUGUGCUUGGAGCCUAAUCCACUUUACAAAUUUUUAAAUUUGAGGGCUCCAAGUACGUGUUCCCUGCAAUUUCCUGCUCAGUAUGCUUCGAAUUGAUAGCCUUUAUAGUAGUAUGCAACCUAAGGAGGUAGUUGUAGCAUUAUGGAGGAUGCAGAAGUAUAAGAUUUUUCCUAUCUGUCUCCUUGUUGUGCCGGUUGAUUGUGUGAACUAUGGCUUUAGGACCUUUGAUUCAUGUGAUAUGGAUUACUUCUGCUGUGUUUGGACUUUUGUAUCAUGAGAAUGUGCUCAGUGUACUUAAUGAAACGCAGUUGGUCCCCCAUGGAAAUAAUCUAAAAUCUUAAACAUGGGGCAAGUCCAACGUGUGUGGCAUCGUUCAUUGCACAAAUUUGGGUUUUGGAAGAGUUUUAGUGAUCCUUAGUGGGGUACUCCUACAAGGUGAAGCUAAGGUGUCUCUAGUACAAGUAAAAUUUCCACCCGUUGAACGGUUUGCCUUCUCGAGGAUGUAUUUUUAAGGGCACAGAUAGAGCUUCAGACCCCCCUUAAUUUCAUUGACCCUCCGCACGAACUGAGGAAAAGGAUUUAAAAUAAGUACUCUGGCGAGCGACAGAUGUACAGAAAUUUCUCUUGCUCAACCAAUAAGGGUCGACCGCGCAUAACUGCAGUUGGAACCCCAACAGUAAAUGAAAUGAAAGACAAAGAAAAAAAUUAAGAAAAAGGGGUUCCAACAAAUGAAAUGAAAUGAGAAGAGCACCCGAUACAAGAGUCCAAGUUUGUGAGUGUUGUGUGAGUCUCUUUAUCCAUGAAUUGUUUGUCCUAGGUCCACUACUUCGCCUGAUCCUGAUUUGAGUCUAGUACUCGCAUUGAGAGAGAUAGGGGACGUCUUAGAAGACCGGUUGACCUCGUAAGCUGCUAAAUGAUCUAGGAAGUCUGCUACCGACGAUCAGGGUUGCGUGUUGCUAUAAAGUUCUGGAGAUUUACAUUGGUUUGAGUCAGGUUUGCUUGGGGACUGACACGCUAUGACACAACACCUAACAAUGGCCAAGUGUAACCAAUGAAAGGGACUGCAGCAUAGUGGCUCAAGUAAUAAAUAUCAAAUCCACGG
Molecule: messenger RNA, 3463 nt
Organism: Linum trigynum
Lineage: Eukaryota; Viridiplantae; Streptophyta; Magnoliopsida; Malpighiales; Linaceae
Source: the annotation of a GenBank genome assembly